UGCGCCUGUCACACCCGCGGCUUGUUGCGGAGGAGGAGCGGGCGCCAUGGCGGUUCUGCUGGAGACCACUUUGGGCGACGUCGUCAUCGAUCUGUACACUGAGGAGCGGCCGCGCGCCUGCUUGAAUUUCCUGAAGUUGUGCAAAAUAAAGUAUUACAAUUAUUGUCUUAUUCACAAUGUACAGAGGGAUUUUAUCAUACAAACUGGUGAUCCUACAGGGACUGGCCGUGGAGGAGAGUCUGUUUUUGGUCAACUGUAUGGUGAUCAAGCAAGCUUUUUUGAGGCUGAAAAAGUACCAAGAAUUAAGCACAAGAAGAAAGGCACUGUGUCCAUGGUGAACAAUGGCAGUGAUCAACAUGGAUCUCAGUUUCUUAUUACUACAGGAGAUAAUCUAGAUUACCUUGAUGGUGUUCAUACAGUGUUUGGUGAGGUGACAGAAGGCAUGGACAUAAUUAAGAAAAUUAAUGAGACCUUUGUUGACAAGGAUUUUGUGCCAUAUCAAGAUAUCAGGAUAAAUCAUACAGUGAUUUUAGAUGAUCCGUUUGAUGACCCUCCUGAUUUAUUAAUUCCUGAUCGAUCACCAGAACCUACGAGGGAACAGCUAGAUAGUGGUCGAAUAGGAGCAGAUGAAGAAAUUGAUGAUUUCAAAGGAAGAUCAGCUGAAGAAGUAGAAGAAAUAAAGGCAGAAAAAGAGGCCAAAACUCAGGCUAUUCUAUUAGAAAUGGUGGGAGACCUACCUGAUGCAGAUAUUAAGCCUCCAGAAAAUGUGCUGUUUGUGUGUAAAUUGAAUCCAGUGACCACUGAUGAAGAUCUGGAGAUAAUAUUCUCAAGAUUUGGGCCAAUAAGAAGUUGUGAAGUUAUUCGGGAUUGGAAGACAGGAGAAUCCCUCUGUUAUGCUUUUAUUGAAUUUGAAAAGGAAGAAGAUUGUGAGAAGGCGUUCUUCAAAAUGGACAAUGUCCUUAUAGACGACAGAAGAAUACAUGUGGAUUUUAGCCAGUCUGUUGCAAAGGUUAAGUGGAAAGGAAAAGGUGGGAAAUACACCAAGAGUGAUUUCAAGGAAUAUGAAAAGGAACAAGAUAAACCAUCUAAUUUAGUUUUGAAAGAUAAAGUAAAGCCCAAGCAGGAUGCAAAAUAUGAUCUUGUACUAGAGGAGCAAGCAGAAGAUUCAAAAUCAAGUCACUCACACACAAGUAAAAAACACAAGAAGAAAACUCGUCACUGCUCUGAAGAACAAGAAGAUGAGGACUACAUGCCGAUCAGAAAUACUAAUCAGGAUAUCUACAGGGAGAUGGGAUUUGGUCACUAUGAAGAAGAAGAAAGCUGUUGGGAGAAACAGAAGAGUGACAAGAGAGACCGACCUCAGAACCGAAGUCGUAGCCGAUCUCGAGAAAGGGACGGCCACUACAGUAAUAGUCACAAAUCCAAGUAUCAGACCGACCCCUACGAAAGAGAACGGAAUAAAAAGAGAGACCGAAGCAGGAGUCCCAAGAAAUCCAAAGAUAAAGAAAAAUCUAAGUACAGAUGAACAAUGAAGAACCAGACAUGGGUGGCUAAUGUAUUUACUGUUGUCUAACUUAGAGCAUCAGCUGUUCAGAUUUUGUGUCAAAGCCGUUAAAGACUCUGCUUGUUAUUUUUUUUUCACACUAGGGUUAUGGCCCUUUUCAGUUGAUACUGAUUGUAUAGGGCACAGAAAGACAAUAAAAAACUGAACAUUUUCUUUGUAUACUUUUUUACACUAAUUUUAUUGUUAUACAUAAACAGUAGUCUUCAUUUUUAAAGUCUUUCACAUUUUCCACUCUUCUUUUUUUUAAAUGGAAGUAUUUCAUACUUACAAAAAUUCACAAACAUGUAUAUAUAAGGUAUAAAGAAUAGUAAAUAUUUGUGUGCCCAUGAGCCAGCUUAAGAAAUAGAAUAUCUCCUACAUUUUAGAAACUCUCUUUAUGCUCUCUCCUCAAGUGAUGAUGAUUCUGAAUUUUGUAUUUGUCAUUCUCUUGCUUGUUAUAAUUUUACACCAAUGUAUGUAUUCUGAAAUGAAAUGUUAAAUUUUGUAUGUUUUUGAAUUUUAUAUAAAUGGCAUAAUGUA
Messenger RNA from Callorhinus ursinus (northern fur seal), 2083 nucleotides. RefSeq names its product peptidylprolyl isomerase like 4 (gene PPIL4). Gene Ontology annotation, biological process: protein peptidyl-prolyl isomerization. NCBI's taxonomy places the organism in Eukaryota, Metazoa, Chordata, Mammalia, Carnivora, Otariidae. The record is from RefSeq and is a predicted model, not a curated record. Gene Ontology annotation, molecular function: RNA binding; peptidyl-prolyl cis-trans isomerase activity. Gene Ontology annotation, cellular component: nucleus.